AUGGCUUCAUUUGCAGCAUUCAAACUUUUCCUUGUGAUGGCACUAUUAGCCACCUCAUGCAUGGCCCAAUCACCCACCGCCGCACCAACCAUCUCCCCCACCGCCGCACCAGUUUCUCCGCCCACCGCCGCCGCCCCCUCCCCGGCCCCAUCCACCCCAGCCCCGGUCGCCGCCCCCACCCCUGCAGAAGACUCUCCUGCCCCAGCCCCGGGCACUCCCGCACCGGCCUCCCCCAGCCCCGUCGGCCGAGGCCCCGCCGCUCCAGGCGCCGACCAGCCUCCUGCCGACGGAAACAGCGGAUUUGUAAGCAGGGCUAGCUUUGGCGGCGCCGCUAUCGCCGCCGUGCUAGUGGCGGUGGCUUUGGCAUAG
This is a messenger RNA of Salvia splendens (bonfire salvia), 369 nucleotides long. Its product is annotated as classical arabinogalactan protein 7-like. Lineage: Eukaryota; Viridiplantae; Streptophyta; Magnoliopsida; Lamiales; Lamiaceae. Bases 1 to 369 code for a protein of 122 amino acids. The transcript has a single exon. The record is from RefSeq and is a predicted model, not a curated record.